Molecule: messenger RNA, 1155 nt
Organism: Actinia tenebrosa (Australian red waratah sea anemone)
Lineage: Eukaryota; Metazoa; Cnidaria; Anthozoa; Actiniaria; Actiniidae
Product: C-reactive protein-like
Source: RefSeq, a predicted model, not a curated record
GUACGAAAAGAUUACUUACUAAGAUUCGAAGGAAAAAAGCAAACUUUUAAGAAUGGAGAUACUGGUACCAGUCAUUCUCCUGUCGCUAUGGAAACAUGGACACGCACAGUCUUGUCAGGCAACAGCAUACUCUCAGUUCAAUCACAAAAUCCAGGGUCACGUGAUCAAAACCUAUUCUGCGGUGACAUCAAGCCUCCAGUGUACAGAAAAGUGUGAACUGCAUGCAGAUUGCUACAGCAUUAACUACUGCUUCAGUCAAGGGAUCUGUGAGCUGAAUAACGCUAAUCACUUGACUAACCCCGAAAGUCUGGUCUACUCGGCUGGCUGUCAUUACUUGAAUUACAUUUUACGAGCUGUGCCGAGAUGCAGUAACAAACUGUGCUCCUAUCCUCUCGUGUGUAAGGUCGACAAUAACGGGCAUAGCCACAAUUGUGUUCCAUGUGAAGUCUAUUCAGAUGCAAAGGAAGUCAUGUCGUUCCCGAGGAAAAGUGUCGAGGAUAAAGUUGAGCAUGAGCUUCAGGCUGACGUUCGACUGACAGCAUUUACGAUCAGCAUGUGGGUACAAGCAGACCCAAGUACAGAUAAACUUUCACCGUUCUGUUAUGCCACAGUCGGUCAACCAAAUGAAAUCAGUGUUUAUUUAACCAAGGGGUACACGGAACUGAGUAUUGCCAGCACUCUUGAGCAGGGUUACCCUUCAGUGAUUGACGGCAAGUGGCAUCACCUUUGCGCAACAUGGCAAAACUUUGACGGUACGUACAAAUUCUACAUCGAUGGAGUAAAGAAAUUGGGUGUCAAGACGUCCAUGCGCCAAGGCCGCGUUAUUCAAAAGGGAGCGCUGUUGCUUGGACAAGAGCAGGAUAGCUACAAAGGAGGAUUUCAGGCGAGCCAAAGUUUCCAAGGCAACCUUUCAAGUGUCAACAUGUGGAACAAGGUACUAAAUGCCCAGGAGGUUUCAGCCCUUGCCAAAAAAUGUCCCACCGAAGAAGGGAAUUUCAUAAGUUGGUCAACCUUGAAGACCAAGAAGUCGAGUGGUGUGAAGUUGACUUGUUCAAAUCAGUGUGCUUAGGUCGACUUUACAUGUAAUAUUAGGUGCUGAGUGAGAUCGUGAUCAUCCAGCAAGCAUCCCUGAUCUCUCACUUGGCUCUUCAUGAC